UCAUCCCGUUUAGCCAACCACCCCCCCUUAGGGACGCAAGCUCCCGCUGCCGCUGCUAAACAAAGAAAAGACUGUCUCGUCUGAAGGCUAUCAGCCCUCGAUGUGCGUUUUACCUUUCCGUUCGGCUUCUCCACAUCAAUAGGUCACUACCAGCUCCUCUUAAGCUCGUUUGGGUCUGCCAAUACGAAGUGCUACACUCUUAUCUCGCCACAACUUCCCUUCUAACUAUACCCUCGCACAUAUAUUGGGCACGCGCACCACCUUUACUUACAUCGCCACAACAUAUCUAGCUCUGACAAGAAAUCCUCCUAGACUGCACCCAGCCGGUGUCUUCAUUCUACAUCAAAGUUAUUUUAUCCAAUUCUGUCUUACUGCCUGUAUCUGUGAGACACGCCUGGACACAGCGUCGAAGUCGGAAAUCGGCGACAUUUUUUGCAAAGGAUCCGAGUGGAGCUCAGACGAUACGAUUGCGUGUGAUGAACUGAAGCGCAUAGUAGUAGAGAGGCUCUGCGAGUUCACGAGUUCGCCGCACCUUCUACAAGACGAAGACUGAAAUAAGAUCUCCUGCCACGAAUAACUAAUUUCAAAAAUCAUAUACCUUCUUACACCUCCAGCCAUGGUGCAAGAUCUGAACCAACCCCGGGAUCCCUUCCCACCCAGGACAUAUUGGGCACACCAGGACAGAUUUCCUAUGGAGCCAGUCCAGGACGAUGGUCGCUUCGCCGACUCACAAGACGUGAGACGGCCCCCUAUGGCGAUUGACAAGGCCUUGCGCGAGUACUGUAACAUUUCCGCGGAAUUCUACGUGGUCAUGACUGUCAUUGAGGGAAAGCCUCACAUAUUCACAGCACCACAUAUACCUUCGAUAAAUAUAUCGAGAUUCUUAGAUGUGGAAGCCCUCGGCCGCGAACUGCAGCGUGCUCAGCCUGCUGCAAAUCCUACGUAUCCUGAAUCAGAAUUUACCUCCUUCGAUUCAGAUAUCAGCCGAUAUUCUAUGGACUCGACUAGACGCUGGACACAAGACCGGCGGUAUGGUCAAUCUAUGGGUUUGACAGGCUUUGAGGAUGACGGGGAAUACAAAGCCCGCAAACGGCCAAGAGCAACGUUAUCACGACGUGAAACCGAGAACUUCGAGGAUGAACCAGUAGCUUCGUCAAGUUCCUUGAGGAGAAAGAUUGAAAUCCGCGACGAGAAGGCUGUAUGGCAGUUCUACGAAGAACGUUUUAAAAGCAUUCAACAAAAUGCAUGUAAACUACUGGCUAAGGCUUGGGUGAAGGCUGUUGAGCCUAAGAAGCAAUCGACACAUCCCUAUACAGGCUCAGACGAGAAGGCACCCGAUUGGUGGCCCAAGCCUUGGGGGCCAGGCAAGGAACACCGAGUAAGACACAAGGAACCAGAUCAUCUAUAUAAGCGAGAACGAAUACAUCUUCUGGUACAUAUUCUUCGGCUGAUCGUUGAGCCUAACCAUCUUCAACAUCCAACCAUCCAAAAACUCUAUUUGAAUGUAGCCAAGCUGGAGGAGGUUACCACCGAAGCCCUGUCAUCGUUCUUCGCCGACAAAGAAAACCCGAGCAAUUUGGCGAAGAGACCAUAUUUAAAAGAGAUAUUCAGAGUCGCUCAAAAUGAAGAACGUUAUAAAGACGGACAGAUCGAUGGAACAACUAUUGUCCACGUAAUGCCAAAUGAUCGAGUUGGCCAGGGCUACGUGUCGGAUACUGAGGAUGUCACCCCGGGGAGAGAAGACGGUGACCAUAAUCCAACGCCGAACUCUUCUAGUGCAUCGCCUCAGAGAACAAGUAUACCACAGACUCUUAUGGCUCAGGCUCACAGCACAGAACAAAGUCCGACCACCCAAAUGUCCAGCGACACCUUUGUGGGAGAUAUGCCAGUUCGCGGGAAUCAAUAUUCUCAGCCACUCCUAAAUCCAGAAAUGACCACGGAACGACAGACCUUUGUGGAGGCCCCUAGUAUAGCCAAUCAUGCCCCACUUAAUCCAACAACGAAUAUCGGUCUCCACGAUAUGUACACCAGUACUCACGAUUCCAGCAGGAGAUCGUCCAUGUUCACCUCCCCGCCGGAGUACACCAGCCCGGCUACGCCAACCAUCUACCAACAGUGGCAAGCGAAUUCAACAGCGCCCAGCAAUCCGUCGAUUUAUGCCUUCCCGCAGCAGGCAGGUAAUGCGCAUCAGUCUUUCGUUGGCCAUGCCGGCGUGUCGAUUCCACAAAAUCAGCAAUAUAUGGGGACUUCAUUUGACGGGUUAUCAAGGGGAAGCCAUGAUACGCAGCAUGGUGGCAUGAUGCGCGCACUUCCUCAGCCUGGCUACCCUAGCUAUAUGCCCCACGAGCCGGGACCUCUUUCGGCAUCAGGUACUAAGGCUGAUCCCCUUCCUAGGCAUCCCACACAGUAGGCCCACUGUCAGUCGACGGGGGCUUACGAUCCUGUCGGGCGACAAUACCUGUGCUGCCCCUACCUGUGUGGGUGAUUCCGACCUAGCGUUGGAGCUUCCCAUGCUGGGGCAGAUCAUUGAGCGUCU
Annulohypoxylon truncatum is the source of this 2536-nucleotide messenger RNA. RefSeq lists its product as uncharacterized. Lineage: Eukaryota; Fungi; Ascomycota; Sordariomycetes; Xylariales; Hypoxylaceae. The record is from RefSeq and is a predicted model, not a curated record. Bases 617 to 2410 code for a protein of 597 amino acids. The transcript is spliced from 5 exons.